AUGGCUUCAGGUAGCUUUCAAGCACCACAAGCUCCUAUCUUUACAGGAGAAAAUUACCAGAUCUGGUCAGUCAAGAUGAAGUCUUACUUGAAGGCUUUAAGUUUAUGGAAUGUGGUUGAAUCUGGAAAGGAACCAGCUCCUUUACCAGAAAAUCCAACAAUGCAUCAGAUCAAGGUUUAUGAAGAAGAAGCAGCAAGGAAGGAUAGAGCUCUCACAUGUAUUUAUUCAGCACUAUCAGAUGCGAUUUUCACGUCGAUUAUGGACUGUGAUACUCCGAAGAAGGCUUGGGAUAAGCUGCAAAGUGAAUUUGAAGGAAAUGAGAGAGUUAAAGUUGUAAAGUUGCUGAAUUUAAAGAGAAGAUUUGAGAUGCUACGAAUGGGAGACAACGAAUCAGUCAGAGAUUAUUCAAACAAAGUAAUGGAGAUUGUAAAUCAAGUGAGGCUUCUUGGAGAAAAGUUUGAGGAUUAUAAGGUUGUUGAAAAGAUCCUUAUAAGUCUUCCGGAUAAGUUCGAGUCCAAGAUUUCAGCAAUUGAAGAAUCUUGUGACUUAAAAAAGUUGACGAUUGCCGAGUGUUGGCGAAAACCGCAAGUGUACGGUGUCGCAAUUAGUAAUACUCGGUAA
Mercurialis annua (annual mercury) is the source of this 621-nucleotide messenger RNA. RefSeq lists its product as uncharacterized. The transcript has a single exon. Bases 1 to 621 code for a protein of 206 amino acids. The record is from RefSeq and is a predicted model, not a curated record. Lineage: Eukaryota; Viridiplantae; Streptophyta; Magnoliopsida; Malpighiales; Euphorbiaceae.